Messenger RNA from Cimex lectularius (bed bug), 2383 nucleotides. RefSeq lists its product as uncharacterized. Gene Ontology annotation, molecular function: chitin binding. The record is from RefSeq and is a predicted model, not a curated record. NCBI's taxonomy places the organism in Eukaryota, Metazoa, Arthropoda, Insecta, Hemiptera, Cimicidae. The coding region runs from base 325 to 2112 and encodes 595 amino acids. Gene Ontology annotation, cellular component: extracellular region. The transcript has 3 exons.
AUACCCUGUCGAAUAGCAAGAGGAGGAGGAGAUCGUUACGCUAUUUUUUUAUUAUUCUCUUGUUAGUAAUAAAAAAUCGCGAAUCCACCUAUAUAAUGGCCAACUGAUGCCGGACCGAGACGAGUUAACUCGAACUGUUAUAAUUCAACGAGUUCUGCAGGGGGAAAAUACAGGGUGUAAGUACGAAGUACAAAAGUGGCAAUCCCGGCCUGACUGAUCCGAGGCGUAUCCGGGAUGAGCUAGCUACCAACCCCCGCCUAACCGCCAAUCUUAACAGGCAGCAUUGUAAACCUUCAGGUUCAGUCAUCGUCCAACAAGUAAAGAAUGUGGUCCGUUAUUGCUGCAUUUAUUGGACUCUGUGCGCUUGCCAACAGCAAUAUGGUCCAAGUUAACUGCCCGAAGACUGGCAUUUACAUUCACGUCAUGCCUUCGGCUAACUGCAAACUGUUUUACGUUUGCACUAGUGGCACGGUAAUUAUUCUAGAAUGUCCGCCAGAUACUAUGUUUUCUUCGGAGGAAAAGAAAUGCAAAGCUAGUGGUGAAUGUCGUGAACUAGUCUGUGCUGGAAGGAUUGAUGGAAUAUAUGCAGAUCCUAUAGAAAAUUGCACUCGCGUUUAUAAAUGUACUGCUGGUAAAGUCAGCCAUGUGCACACCUGUGCAAAAGAUGGAGCGCAAUGCAGUGAGAUCGAAAAAGAAAAUAAUUGUCCGGAAAUAAAUUAUUCGACAGCUUUAAUAUUGAGAAAACGUGAUAUUUGCAAAACAAGAACAAACGACUUAUAUGCUUUGAAAGAUUGUUCAAGAUAUGUUAAAUGUUUGGACGGAAAGGAGGUUUCGCUUAAAACAUGUCCAAGCGGAAGAAAGUUCAAUGGUACAUUGUGUGUUGAAAACUAUGAAUGUGGUAAUAUAUGUACAGCAAAAGAAGAUGGUUUUUAUGCAGAUGAGGAGGCCGAAUGCCAACAAUAUGUUUCCUGCAAGAAUCAGCUUGUCAAAUCUAGACAUCAAUGCCCUUCCGGAACUGUUUAUGAUGGUUCUUCUUGCAUAGUUAGCUCAACAAAUGUGUGUCCUUCAUUCAAAAAAUGCCAAGGGAAGCAAGAUGCAGAUUACUUCCGUAAUUGUUCGAGUUACUUUGAAUGUUCUAAUGAAGCUGUGAUCUAUGAAAAAAGUUGCCCGGAUGGGGAGAAUUUCAAUGGGACUAAUUGUGUACCUCAAAAUAUGUUCUUCUGUCAAGGACCAAAUCUAAGUCCUGAUUGUUUGGGCAAAAACGGCUUCUUUUUCAACCAAUAUUCUGGAUGCAAUGCAUAUCAUUUCUGCGCCUUUGGAAAUAAGCUUGUUUUCAGAUGUCCUGAAAACCAUAUUUUUAAUGGAAAGCGUUGUGUUUUAAAGAACCAAUUCCAAUGUCCAAAUAAGACAAACCUGUGUGAAGAGAAGUUUGAUGGUCACAACCACGAUAUGGAAUCAAAAUGCUUAAUGUAUCAGGUUUGUUUUGAAGAUGAUCUAAACAAACAUCUUGUAACAUUGCCUUGUCCACAAGGAGAAAUUUUUAAUGGUCAAGAAUGUGUAAAGCCAUCAAUGAUCGUCUGUCCUUACAAAGACAAAGAGUGUAAAAAUAAAAGUGAUGGCUAUUACACAUACAAACUUAUAAAAGAAAACUACUUCUGCAAAAACAGUUCAAAACUGAUGUCAAAACUGACACUGAAAUGUGGUACCAAUUCUUCUGGUUGUAACUUUUAUUCUCAUCCUGAAAACAUCUGCUUGGAAGUCAAAAAAGGGUAUUUAACUGACACAAAGUGCAGAAUGUACUAUGUCUGUACAAACUACAGUUUAACAUCUUAUGGUAAAUGUGAGCCUACUCAUGUCUUCAAUGGAGAAACUUGUGUAGACAGCAAUAGUUUUCAGUGUCCAGCACAGUCAAAAUCAUGCCAAGGGUUAAUAAAUGGUUUCUAUCAGGAUAUUGAUUCUGGGCGUAAAAAAUAUUUCUUUUGCCUUAAUGGGGUGAAAACUGAAUUUUCCUGUCCAGAAGGAAAAGUACACAAUGAGGAUGUUUGGGAACUAAACAACAACUUUAAAUGUACAACAUUUCUUUCCAGGCCAAAUUUUAUUCAUGUGACUUAGUGUUACUUGUUAUUCCUUGGUUUUAGUAUGUUUUUGGUUAUUUUACAUGUAUUGUUGUAUAUAAAAAGUUUUAUUGCCACUAAAUGAGAAAAUUUCUUUUUAAUUGAGCUAUGUAAGAAGAAUACCUGUACUUUUGUAAUGUAUUUUCUAUCAUUUUUACACAAUGUACUGAAAAAAAUAAUUGUAUAAAGCUAGUUUUUUAGUUGUUCAAUUAGAUAGUAUUUUUAAAAAUUUAAUUAAUUGGUAAACAAAAAAGUGAAUCUUACUUGAA